Mesoplodon densirostris (Blainville's beaked whale) is the source of this 3876-nucleotide messenger RNA. Its product is annotated as plakophilin-4-like. The record is from RefSeq and is a predicted model, not a curated record. Lineage: Eukaryota; Metazoa; Chordata; Mammalia; Artiodactyla; Ziphiidae. Gene Ontology annotation, biological process: cell-cell adhesion; cell-cell junction assembly. Gene Ontology annotation, cellular component: cytoplasm; plasma membrane; adherens junction. Gene Ontology annotation, molecular function: cadherin binding.
GGGAGGGGCGGGCAGUCGCUCGGCCGCGGCACUUUUUUAAUUUUUUCGGGUGCCGCAGCGGCCACCCCUCGGCGCCGAUGUUCCUGAUCCCCGGAGCGACGACGGCUGCUGCCUAACCUGGAAAGAGGAAUGCCAGCUCCUGAGCAGGCCUCAUUGGUGGAGGAGGGGCAACCACAGACCCGCCAGGAAGCUGCCCCCACUGGCCCAGGCAUGGAACCCGAGACCACAGCCACCACUAUUCUAGCUUCCGUGAAGGAGCAGGAGCUUCAGUUUCAGCGACUAACCCGAGAACUGGAGGUGGAAAGGCAGAUUGUUGCCAGUCAGCUAGAAAGAUGUAGGCUUGGAGCAGAAUCACCAAGCAUCGCCAGCACCAGCUCAACUGAGAAGUCAUUUCCUUGGAGAUCAACAGAUGUGCCAAAUACUGGUGUAAACAAACCUAGAGCUUCUGACGCUGUCCAUCCCAAUAACUAUCUCAUCAGGACAGAGCCAGAACAAGGAACCCUCUACUCACCAGAACAGACGUCUCUCCAUGAAAGUUUCAUUCCUUCAGGAUCAUUGGGUAACUCAAGAAGUUCAACACAAAUGAAUUCUUAUUCCGACAGUGGAUACCAGGAAGCAGGGAGUUUCCACAACACGCAGAACUUGAGUAAGGCAGAUAAUAGGCCACAACAUUCAUUCAUAGGAUCAACUAAUAACCACCUGGUGAGGAAUUCAAGAGCUGAAGGACAAACACUGGUUCAGCCAUCAGUAGCCAAUUGGGCCAUGAGAAGAGUUAGUUCAGUUCCAUCUAGAGCACAGUCUCCUUCUUAUGUUAUCAGCACAGGCGUGUCUCCUUCAAGGGGGUCACUGAGAACUUCUCUUGGUAGUGGAUUCGGCUCUCCAUCAGUAACCGACUCCCGACCACUGAACCCCAGUGCAUACUCCUCCACCACAUUACCUGCUCAGCAGGCAGCCUCUCCGUACUCUGCACAGAGACCCACCUCCCCAUCAGCUGUACGUCGGAUUGGGUCGGUCACCUCCCGGCAGACCUCCAAUCCCAACGGACCAACCCCUCAGUACCAAACGACCACCAGAGUGGGGUCCCCACUGACCCUGACGGAUGCACAGACUCGAGUAGCUUCCCCAUCCCAAGGCCAGGUGGGGUCAUUAUCCCCCAAACGCUCAGGGAUGACCGCUGUACCACAGCAUCUGGGACCUUCACUGCAAAGGACUGUUCAUGACAUGGAACAAUUCGGACAGCAGCAGUACGACAUUUACGAGAGGAUGGUUCCACCUCGGCCAGACAGCCUGACAGGCUUACGGAGUUCCUAUGCUAGUCAGCACAGCCAGAUUGGACAAGACCUUCGUUCAUCUGUGUCUCCCGACUUGCACAUCACUCCUAUCUAUGAGGGGAGGACCUAUUACAGCCCAGUUUACCGCAGCCCAAACCAUGGAACCGUGGAGCUCCAAGGAUCGCAGACAGCACUGUACCGCACAGGUUCGGUAGGUGUUGGAAAUCUGCAAAGGACGUCCAGCCAACGAAGUACCCUUACAUACCAAAGAAAUAAUUAUGCUCUGAACACAACAGCUACCUAUGCGGAGCCCUACAGGCCAAUACAAUACCGAGUGCAAGAGUGCAAUUAUAACAGGCUUCAGCACAUAGCACCAGCUGAUGAUGGCACCACGAGAUCCCCAUCAAUAGACAGCAUUCAAAAAGACCCCAGGGAGUUUGCCUGGCGUGAUCCCGAGUUGCCUGAAGUCAUUCACAUGCUGCAGCACCAGUUCCCGUCAGUUCAGGCAAACGCAGCAGCCUACCUGCAACACCUGUGCUUUGGCGACAACAAAGUGAAGUUGGAGGUGUGUAGGUUAGGGGGAAUCAAGCAUCUGGUUGACCUUUUGGACCACAGAGUUUUGGAAGUUCAGAAGAAUGCUUGUGGUGCCCUCCGAAACCUUGUUUUUGGCAAGUCUACAGAUGAAAACAAAAUUGCACUGAAGAAUGUUGGUGGGAUACCUGCCUUGUUGAGACUGUUGAGAAAAUCUAUUGAUGCAGAAGUAAGGGAGCUGGUCACAGGAGUUCUUUGGAACUUAUCCUCAUGUGAUGCCGUAAAGAUGACAAUCAUCCGCGAUGCUCUCUCAACCCUGACAAACACUGUGAUUGUUCCACAUUCUGGAUGGAAUAACUCUUCUUUUGAUGACGAUCAUAAAAUUAAAUUUCAGACUUCACUCGUUCUGCGUAAUACGACAGGUUGCCUGAGGAAUCUCAGCUCCGCGGGGGAGGAAGCGCGGAAGCAGAUGCGAUCCUGUGAGGGGCUGGUGGACUCUCUGUUGUACGUGAUCCAUACGUGUGUGAACACAUCCGACUACGACAGCAAGACCGUGGAGAACUGCGUGUGCACACUGAGGAACCUGUCGUAUCGGCUGGAGCUGGAGGUGCCCCAGGCCCGGCCGCUGGGGCUGAACGAAUUGGAUGACCUACUCGGAAAACAGUCUCCCAGCAAAGACUUGGAGCCAAGCUGCUGGGGGAAGAAGAAGAAGAAGAAAAAGAGAACACCACAGGAGGAUCAAUGGGAUGGAGUUGGUCCUAUCCCAGGACUGUCGAAGUCCCCCAAAGGGGUUGAGAUGCUGUGGCAUCCGUCAGUGGUAAAACCAUAUCUGACUCUUCUAGCAGAAAGUUCCAACCCAGCCACCUUGGAAGGCUCUGCUGGAUCUCUCCAGAACCUCUCUGCUGGAAACUGGAAGUUUGCAGCGUACAUCCGAGCAGCUGUCCGCAAAGAAAAAGGGCUCCCCAUCCUUGUAGAACUUCUGAGAAUGGACAAUGAUAGAGUUGUUUCUUCUGUAGCGAGCUUGAGGAAUAUGGCCCUAGAUGUCCGCAACAAGGAGCUCAUAGGUAAAUACGCCAUGCGAGACCUGGUCAACAGGCUCCCGGGCGGCGCCAGCCCCAGUGUGCUGUCGGAUGAGACCAUGGCAGCCAUCUGCUGUGCCUUGCAUGAGGUCACCAGCAAGAACAUGGAGAAUGCCAAGGCCCUGGCUGACUCGGGGGGCAUAGAAAAGCUGGUGAACAUAACCAAGGGCAGAGGAGACAGAUCAUCUCUGAAAGUGGUGAAGGCAGCAGCCCAGGUCUUGAAUACACUAUGGCAAUAUCGGGACCUCCGGAGCAUUUAUAAAAAGGAUGGGUGGAAUCAGAACCAUUUUAUUACACCUGUGUCAACAUUAGAGCGAGACCGAUUCAAAUCACACCCUUCGUUGUCUACCACCAACCAACAGAUGUCACCUCUCAUUCAGUCAGGCUCCAGCAAACCUUCACCAAUUUACACCAGUUCCUAUUCCUCACCAGCAAGAGAACAAAAUAGACGGCUACAGCAUCAACAGCUGUAUUAUAGUCAAGAUGACUCCAACAGAAAGAACUUUGAUGCAUACAGAUUGUAUUUGCAGUCUCCUCAUAGCUAUGAAGAUCCUUAUUUUGAUGACCGAGUUCACUUUCCAGCUUCUACUGAUUAUUCAACACAGUAUGGACUGAAAUCGACCACAAAUUAUGUAGACUUUUAUUCCACUAAACGACCUUCUUACAGAGCAGAACAGUACCCAGGGUCCCCAGACUCGUGGGUGUAGCAUCAUGAUGCUCGGGAGAGGAACUCUUUCUUUCUAACCUUGUUUGGAUUGAGAUGAGAAGUCCGUCUUGCUGAUUUGCUGAUGAAAUGUGAAAGUGACAUGGAAGGAAUGAGUGAAGAGAAUUUUUUUUUCUUAUUUGAGGAAUUAUCAGGGAAGUGAGGCAACCUUUGGGAGGGAGGACUUUCUAAGCUCUACUUAGGCAUUAGAUCUAAUUACUUGUAGAUUCUAUAGUCUGGUGAAGGUGUGGGCGAUGUGAUGAGAGGUUUGAGGAAUGGGUGAAAAGAGAUG